Messenger RNA from Stegodyphus dumicola, 1384 nucleotides. RefSeq lists its product as uncharacterized. Lineage: Eukaryota; Metazoa; Arthropoda; Arachnida; Araneae; Eresidae. The record is from RefSeq and is a predicted model, not a curated record.
UGCUGAGUUUGAAAAGGUGUUUGUUUGGAUGCGUGAAAACGUGACAAAAUGUGGGUUGUGACACACUUUUAACGUUGACAUUUUCGGUAUUUUAUAACUAUAAAAGUUAUGACAGCUUUGUCUCAUACUCAUGCUUUCAAACAUCUUAAAAGUCAUUUGUCUCCAACUGUUGAUUCCAAAGAGAGGAAUUCGGAAGUACCUGGGAAAUCAGCCGUCUUUUGGAUGUUUACUCGCACUGUAAAAGAAUUGUAUGUAGAAGAAAAUAAGCCUGCUGAUGCGUUGAAUUAUUUUAUUGAAGCCGUUACCUUUAAAUCUAGAGAGAUAAAACUCCUUUAUAACAAAUACAGAAAUUAAAAUUUGUAAUUCAAGAUUUAGAGACAGAAAAUAAGUAUUUGAGAGAGAAGCUUGAGAAGAAAAAUCAUCUACUGAGCAGAUUUAUUCCCCUUUCUUUUUUUCAAUAUAUGCAUUAGCGAUGAGUUUAUUUUGCAUAUCUAAUUGAUAGCUUAAUUGUGCUUCAUAAUGGUACGAGUAAAAUACAGAUAUAUUCUUGCCGAAAUUUUGACCGAGCAAUAUAAAAAUAAGCUUAAGCUGCCCUUGAAAGAAUAUGAUCUAAAACAAGCGAUACUUGCUGCUGUAGAACAAAAUCAUGGUGAUUAUGGAUUAGCAUGUAUUCAUGCUGGUUUUUCUAUAAAGGUUUAUAAUCCAGCUACUAGAAUCCUCAUUUUACGAGUUCGGCGUUGUGCUGUUUUGGUAUUAAGCACAACACUUCCUUUAAUAACUACAGCCGGAAAAAUUCAACUUGCAUUUCGAACUCUUCGUUUAACUGGAACAAUACGUAGUGCUUUUAAGUUUUUAAUAGAUUUUGACAAAAAGAAAUUAAUGGAACUAGUCAGCAAGCAUAAAAUUUCUUCUGAGCAUGAAAAGCAAUUAUCAGACAUGAUUAUGAAAUGCCAUAAGAGACUGGCUAAAAGAAAGUUUGAGGAUCAAUGACAAAUUCAGAUUUAUGUUUGUUUUGUGUUUUCUCAGUAUUGUGCUGCAUGCUUCAUAGAAAAAUUAAAUUUUCAUUUUUUUGUCAAAGUAUGUUAAUAAUCUUGACUUAAGAAAUGUUUUUUAUACCGUGACAUUUUCUGACCAUGUGAAAGCACUUUAUAAUUUUUGUUAUAUCACUAGUGUGUGAUUUACAAUAUUAUUCUAAAAGAAAAAAAAAGGAUUAUAAGGAUUAUAAUCUGUGCUUUUUGUAUUUUGAUCACGUUUGCUGUUUUUCUGAAUAAUUAAAUGAACUAAAUCUCUGCAUGUUGAAUUAAAAGCUAAAAUUUUACAUAUUUGUGUGCAAUCUUCAACUGCUUGUUUAUUAUCAAAUUUUUAUCAUUUUACAUAACUGACA